Messenger RNA from Macrosteles quadrilineatus (aster leafhopper), 2690 nucleotides. RefSeq names its product sodium-independent sulfate anion transporter-like. Gene Ontology annotation, cellular component: membrane. The transcript is spliced from 16 exons. NCBI's taxonomy places the organism in Eukaryota, Metazoa, Arthropoda, Insecta, Hemiptera, Cicadellidae. Gene Ontology annotation, biological process: transmembrane transport. The record is from RefSeq and is a predicted model, not a curated record. Bases 536 to 2569 code for a protein of 677 amino acids. Gene Ontology annotation, molecular function: sulfate transmembrane transporter activity.
CAAGCGUUGUUGGACAGUUGGUCGUUCGCGCAUUUGCACGACGGUUCCCUCGCGGUGUGGUGGCGAAUAGUCAGUGUUCGUGUACGAUUACCGGUGUUGAUAUCAGUUAACCACAUUGAGAACAUAUCGAACCGUACACCAUGGUUGGUCCUCCGAAAAUCCCCCAGUGCGGAUAAACUCAGUUCACAUUUUCAAACUAACAGACAUUCUCUAGUAUUAUUCUGAUCAAUCUGCUUUUAUUUAGUGAUAAUGCGAUCAAUUCGUUCCUUUUUGUAGAUAGGUUAGUACAAGAUUCACAAUAUUUUAUUAACUAAAGGUAGCUAUUACUGUGUAAAUAAUUAUAGACCCAUAUCACUUUUACAACCUUUUUGAAAUUGCGGCCCACAAAAGUGAGUUUGUCGUUUUCAAAACCCGAAAUUCCUCGUAGGAAAGUGUAGUAUUCUUUAGAGUUUUAAAUAAACUGUGCACGCACUUGGUAUUUCCAAAGUCUAAGUUCGAACCGAGAGCGACAUGACGAGGUCGUAGACUUCAGUAGAUGUUCUCAAGACAAGAAUACAACAUGACUGGGAAAGGAGGAUACGGAGACAACUUGAGUCAGGUGACACUGACGGGGUUCCUACAGAACGAAGAGGACUCGCCACCCACCAAGGAGAAGCUGCAAGACCACGGAGGAGUUGUAAAUAAGAGCUUCGAGAUGCCAGCGGAUGACCUUCCAACCAACGGACUCACCGGCAAGUCCCAAAGUGUGACAGUCACGGUGUCCGAGGGACGAUGUGAUCGCGGACCUCUAGACUCUGCCCUCUCCUUCUGCAGCCACCGUCUCAGGCGGGCAUUCACCAGGAAGAAUCUGUACAAGAGGGUACCGAUACUAGGCUGGUUACCCAACUAUACAAGUGAAGACGCUAUCAGUGAUUUGGUAGCAGGUGUAACUGUUGGACUGACUGUGAUUCCACAAGGCAUAGCUUAUGCCAAUGUCGCUGGUAUCCCACCACAGUAUGGCCUUUACUCGUCGUUCAUGGCGUGUUUUGUCUACACGUUGUUCGGCAGUUGUAAAGACUCUCCUCUCGGACCGACGGCAAUCAUGGCGAUCCUGACGAGAGAAAACCUCCACAACACCGGCCCGCAGGGUGCAAUACUGCUGUGCUUCCUGACAGGCUGUGUACAGCUUGUUAUGGGCGUACUGCAACUGGGGUUCCUAAUCGACUUUAUCUCUGGACCAGUAUCUGUGGGCUUCACUUCCGCAGCUGCCAUCAUUAUUGCGACCACAAUGCUCAAGGACCUAUUGGGACUUCAGUUUACCGCCAACAAGUUCGUAGAGACACUGGAGGGGGUGGUCACACACCUUGGUCACGCAAGGCUAGGUGACGCAGUUCUGGGAGUCACGUGCAUGGCUGUGCUGUUGUUUCUCAGGAAAAUCAAAGACCUUCCAGUUGGUCCGGCUGAUGUCAACAAACGAACACCUUCACAGAGGUUCCUCGCUCAGACGCUCUGGCUCGUCUCAACUGCGAGGAACAUCUUGGUGGUUCUUGUCUGCGGAGUACUCUCAUACGUCUUUGAAACUCACAACCUCAAUCCAUUUAUCCUUUCAGCUCAUGUGAAGGGAGGUUUGCCGAUGUUUGAGCCGCCACCAUUUACGAUCACGUCACAGAACGUUACAUACAACUUCCUCGACUUGACGUCACAAUUCAGCUCUGCAAUCAUUGUGCUGCCCUUGUUGUCCAUAUUGGAAGACAUCUCACUUGCCAAAGUGUUCUCGGCAGGAAAGAGUAUAGACGCCACACAGGAGAUGUUGGCGCUAGGUAUGUGCAACUUGGUGUCAUCCUUUGUAGGCUCAAUGCCCGUGUCAGGCGCCCUGUCUCGAGGAGCUGUCAACAAUGCUAGCGGUGUGAGGACUACGUUUGGCGGAAUAUACACAGGUAUCUUGGUACUGCUGUCCCUGUAUUUCUUCACCCCGUAUUUCCACUACAUCCCCAAAGCCUCCCUGGCUGCUGUAAUCAUCGCAGCUGUCGUCUUCAUGGUGGAGUUCCAUGUAAUCAAACCCAUUUGGAGGACUAACAAAAUGGACUUGAUCCCAGCAGCCGCAACAUUCUUAAGUUGUCUACUCAUCAGGUUAGAGCUGGGGAUUGUCAUUGGGAUUUCCAUCAAUGUAAUCUUCCUUCUGUACGCAUCCGCUAGACCUUCAGUUAACGUGGAGAGGCUUAAGACUGACUGGGGAUGUGAAUACCUGAUGAUUACGCCAGACCGCAGUCUCGUCUUUCCUUCAGUCGAGUACGUCCGCAGCACUGUGCGCAAGAUAGGAGUCAAGCAAGGCUCAAGCAGUAUUCCCGUGGUCAUAGACAGUCGACAUGUACAGGGUGUUGACUUCACUGCAGCCAGGGGGGUGAAGUCUCUGAUAGAUGACUUUGUCUACCGCAACCAGCCUCUAUUGUUCUACAACCUCAAGCCCAGCGUAGUUGAAGUUUUUCAGGUGAUGCAACCCGUCAGGUUCCUACACUGCAGUACUGAACAACAGCUGCACUCGCUGCUCAGAGAACAUUGUACAAAGACCCCACAGCUGCCUUCUAAGUAGUUUUCUACGAGAUGCUGCUGUCAAAAGACUCAUAAUUUUAACGAACAUUGUGAUUUAGUGUAAAUUAGCAUAACUAUUAGUGUGAACAGUAUUUAUUAGUAAAUUAAAUAUUGUGUGUUUU